Molecule: messenger RNA, 1299 nt
Organism: Colletotrichum tamarilloi
Lineage: Eukaryota; Fungi; Ascomycota; Sordariomycetes; Glomerellales; Glomerellaceae
Exons: 4
Coding region: 1-1299 (432 amino acids)
Molecular function (GO): iron ion binding; oxidoreductase activity, acting on paired donors, with incorporation or reduction of molecular oxygen; heme binding
Source: RefSeq, a predicted model, not a curated record
AUGUUUAUUGUCGCCUUACCAGCCAUUUUCGUCGUGGUCACUCUGACCUUCGGUGUAUUUUACGUACUCGUAGACUACAUCCGUAUCUUGCGGCUCAGACAACGAAUGGCACCUGGGCCGUUCCCGCUACCGCUUUUUGGCAACAUCUUCCACAUCCCAAGCAGCAGACAGUGGAAGAAGUUUGAAGAAUGGUCGCUGAAGUAUCAAUCUCCCAUCAUUACAAUCUGGGAUGGACACACCCCGGUUGUCAUUUGUAACGAUGCUUGGUCUAUGUCUGACCUCUGCGACAAGCGGGCAAACAUCUUCUCAUCUAGACCUGUAAAGACACUUACCGGAAAGAUCUUUGGCCUCAACAAGUUCAAUCAAGCGGGACUUGCAUAUGGUGAGCAGUGGCGUGUACACCGUCGCUUGACUCACUCUGCUGCCAACGCCCAGGUGGUCCAGGCAUAUCACAACUUCGCCAAGAGACUACUGAAAGAGAAGGAGGAACAUGGCCUCAGUAAAGUCGAAAUUUCCAACCUCACAGGCAACUUCAUCGGCGCCGGGGUUGACACUACCACUAGCACCAUGCUGACUUUUGUUCUGGCUAUGUGUUUGAAUCAAGACGUUCAAAGCAAGGCGCACGAGGAAAUCGAUCGCAUCGUCGGCCGCGAUCGUUAUCCCGACUGGUCCGACGAAGACAGUCUCACGUAUUUGGCGGCAGUCAUCAACGAAACACUCAGAUGGCGGCCUGCAUUUGCUCUUGGCGGGCCUCCCCAUGCACCCACCGAAGAUGAAAUCUACAACGGAUUCUUCUUUCCGAGGGGAACAUCGAUCAUCGGAAAUCUCUACGCCAUGCACCGAAACCCGCGGGAAUUCCCCCAACCGCAUCGAUUCUGGCCGGAACGUUUUAUGGAAAGUUUUGAUGGGCCAGCAUAUCCUAACAAACGUGGACACAAUACCUUUGGAUGGGGACGUCGAGUCUGCAGCGGUGAAGCAUUGGCCCAACAAAGCUUGUACUUCACCAUUGUCUCUCUUCUCUGGGCUUUCGAGAUCCGUCCGGGUGUAGACGAAAAGGGCAACGAAGUCGUUUUGGACCCAGAUGCGUACACUGUGUCUCAGGUCAACCGUCCACUGCCUUUCAAAGUUCGCUUUCUGGCUCGAUCCGAGACGAUUGCAACUUUGGUGAGAACUGGUGCGCAAGAGGCGCGCACGCAACUGCGAGCGUAUGACGCAAUUACCAACGUCACGUUUGAGAGUGCGCAGUCUGUCUCCCUUGACAUGCCCAUCGCGCAGGCAGAGAAGGGUUCAAUCGUUUAG